AUCAUGAACAGUUAACAUGUUCCUCCCGUUCGUAUGAUUGGCUGAAAGCUUUGUUAUUGGCUAUAAAAGCAGCAUCAAAGUUGUAUUUCCAGCACAUGCAAUUUAGUUUCUACAACUCGCGUAACUGGUGGAAUAUUUAAAGCAAGUUUUUCAUUUAAGAACAUCUGGAAUCACCACCUGACUUGAUUAGAUUUCGACCUCUUCUCGAAGCUCCUCGGAUAUUUUACACGGCUGCACUGUUGUCUUUGCCAUGGCCUGUCUACAGUUAACGGGGUUUAUGAUCAGCUGUUUUGGCUGGAUUGGAAUUAUAGUUGCCACUGCCACAAACGAAUGGGUUUUGACCUGCAAGUACGGGGUUUCUACCUGUAAGAAAAUGGACGAACUGGGAGCCAGAGGUCUGUGGGCAGACUGUGUCAUUUCCACGGCGCUUUACCACUGCAAAUCACUCAAUCAAAUCCUCACAUUGCCUGCCUACAUCCAGACAGCUCGAGCCCUGAUGAUCUCAGCCUCUAUCCUGGGGCUGCCUGCCAUCCUCCUCGUGAUGAUGUCUCUACCGUGCAUCAAUCUGGGCAGCGAGCCACAAUCAAUAAAACACAAGCGUUCAGUACUGGGAGGAGUACUCGUUCUACUGGUAGGUAAGUCUCCCAUGUGUGAUGUCCAUUUUGUUUUACGUGAGAUACAGGGAACCAGUAGGCUACUGUAUAUAUGAUAAGCAUAUUUUGGGACCUGCAUUCAUUAUUUAAAAAAUGCCAGUGUUUAGAUCCCCCAUCAUUUAAAUAAAUUGAAUAGACCCCAUUUUGGCAAACACAGCAGGUAAACAUACAUUUUAACUGGGCAGGAUGUGCUCAAUUACCGUGCUUAUGGACACUUAUGGAAUAAAAAAAAUAAGAAGAAAAUAAAUAUUUUAGAAUAACCCCACUGGGGAUAUGAACACAAAGAGGUUUCCAUAUCUAGUUUUACAGGAGAACCCCUCGUCCAAUUAUGAUGAAACUGUAAAUCUAGAAAGACGCUUAUCCAAUAAGAUAAGAAAGUCUUUAUUAGAAACGAAAGACAAAAUCUGUGGGGGGGUGUCUAUGGAGAUGUCUGUCUUUCUGUCUUUAAAUACACAUGUAUGUCACACUCACCGGGAAUGCAUGUCAUGGAAGGCUAUCUUUUCAUGAUUUUGAGCUCUAUUAUGUAUGUUACCAACACACUAGUUCUGUUUAUGUUCUAUAACAAACCAUUAUUAUCUUGAGAGCACCUGGUAGUUACAGUAUAUAAUGGCCUUAAACUAAUAGAAAACCAAUACCAAUUUGCUUGGUAUUUUAUAUUUAACCCAAUAUAAUACUAGGGGUUCCUAUGAAAGCCCAGUGAACCACAAUGGUACUGUAAAGAACACCCAGCAAGUGAAUGUUUUUUUUUAUUAUUAUUUCAUUUUUACUAACAGCAUGGGCAAAAUAGCCAAAUUACUAUAGAACUCACAUAACGAACUGUAUAUGUCAUUUAAACAAAAUGGACCUUUAGAAAUUGAUACCUUUAGAAAUUGUAUCUGAAUUCUGUUUAUUCAAGCUGUGAACUAGAGCGCCCCCUAACAUUUCCCGCUAGUAUUGUAUGUAAUGGGUAUGAACUCAACCUGAUUCUAUGCACUGUACUGCUGAAGCCUUUUCCACAUCCUGGGAGACGUUCCGAUAAAAAAGGGCUGUAAAGACGAUUCUUCCUAAAUUUAGUACACUAAAAAAUAAAUAUUGAUUUGCUGUAACCCCUUAAUUAGGUCAUUUUGCAUCUUCUUAACAACGGAAUAAAAGUCUACAUGUUUUUAAAGUGUGUGUAUUGGAUACUGGAGAGACUGUUUCUUUGGCUGUACUAAAAACGAGAGAAGGUAUUUCAAACCAGUGAGCUGACGUACAAAUUCAUCACACCAAUCUUUUACAUGGCUGCUCUACUUUUAUGGUUUUGUCGUAAUAAUCAAACAAACUGACCUGUUAAAGUACCGAUUUAAGCCACGCUUUGAUUUGAGUGAGGGUUGAUGGGGAGGGAGGGUAUAGCAAAUCAACUUAUUAUUUAAUAUGAAGAUAAUUCCCCAGUUGAAAAAAGCUUUGACAUUUGCCCUCUGGGUGGCAGACAAGCUUUAUUCACAGAAGCCCUUAUGGCACCUGUCCUUAUUUGUGCUAAAUGAAAGUAACCAGGAUACCUGUGCCAUUCAUUUAAGUUAACACGGCAUACAAUGCCAUGCAAUGAAUAUCGAUAAUUACAUGUUGAAAUGUAUACCUUGGGGGUAAUGUCAACUAAAUAAAUAUAGCAUUAAAUGUACAACAAUGCUUUUGGUUAUUUAUUAUGGUAUCACUAAAUGUUGUGCAAAUAAACACAUGUGUGCUUAAAACAUUCA
Molecule: messenger RNA, 2365 nt
Organism: Acipenser ruthenus (sterlet)
Lineage: Eukaryota; Metazoa; Chordata; Actinopteri; Acipenseriformes; Acipenseridae
Product: claudin-11-like
Exons: 2
Coding region: 251-709 (152 amino acids)
Biological process (GO): cell adhesion; bicellular tight junction assembly
Cellular component (GO): plasma membrane; bicellular tight junction
Molecular function (GO): structural molecule activity
Source: RefSeq, a predicted model, not a curated record